AUGGCGCAAGCACAUGCACGCACGUUCCGGUUUAGGCACUUGGUGCCAAAAAGAGCAACUCCAGAUGUUUCAGCCGCCGUCGCCGAGAGACCCACGGCACGUUUGCACAUCAGUGAAGCUGUGCAACUGGCAGCCCGGGAGGUUGACCCAGACUCCUCCCGGGAGGCCUCUCUCUCCCAGCAUCCCCUGCCUUUCAACCUCACGGCUCCAAACAACGCCACCCCGGGCAGCUACUUAUCGCAGCACUCGCUGAAUUUCCCCGAACACAACCCUGCGGAGCAGAAGCAUUGGCCUGCUUACCUCAGUGCCAAACCCCCAGGCCCCAAGGGGGAGAAUUCACAGGUGCCAUGUUCACCGAUGUGGCCCAACCAACCCCUGGCCACACAGCGCCUUCCGAACGAAAACUGGAGAGCCGCACCCAGCCAAGAGGUGUUCCGUUUGGACCACAGCCUGCCGGCUCCUCUCCUCCUCGACUUGCGGGAGGAUGAGAUGGGCUUUCCCAAGCACGAUGGUUUCCUGACUUCCGGAGACUCGCCAUGUAAAAGUGGCUUGGGAAAGGAUCCGGGAGGAAACGUAAUUAAUCAGCUAACGGUGAACGUGGACCUGUCGGAAAGAGCCCCCAAACUGAUGCUGGAACUGCGCCAGUCGAAAGGCCAAACCACCCCUCCACCGGAGUCACCCCGGCCACUUUCGGAUACGGCAGGAAAGACCUGGAGACGGGCUAGCGAUCCGGAAACGUUCGCAGCAAACCUUUCUCCAACCUUGAUGUCCCCCAGGGCUCCUAGGCUUGGUUCGGUGGAUUCUUGCGUGAUCCCCGAGAGAUCUCUGACCACGAAUCGUCCGCACACGGGUGAGAAAUUUCAAAGCAGGGCCGAAGAAGAUCAACGAAAAUUGACACGAGCUCCGGUUGAUAGUAAACCUCGCGCUUCGCCGGCGUUCCAGCCGAUCCCGGUGGCCGCAGACAUCAGCGAUUGGACGGACGCCUCAAAAUCCAACCUGACCAGCGUGAGAAAAAAUGAACUAACGCUCUCCGGGAGAGUAGAGAGAGAGCCCAGAAAUAAUGAAAUCUCUCCUUUCGACGAGGCCUCCUUCUUUGUACACCUGGCUCACCCGAUUCAUCAUUCCACGCCCGGUUUUUGCACAACCAGAGCCUUGAACCGCGAAGGGCCCGGCCCGGCGUUGCCAUCCCGAUCAGGAUUUCAACAUCCUCUUUCUUGCUUGCACGAAGAAAUGUCAAAGACCCUGCACACCAAUGCGCGCGAUUCUUCAGCGACGGAGCCUCUUCAAAACCCCUGCCCCUUUCCCGCGAAAGAGAGUUUUGCGUCGCACGGCACCCCGGCCGUUCCAAACGACAAGGGUGACGGUUUUUGCGCUCUUCAACCUCUGAAUGGCCGGUUUCAGUCCAUGCCUUCUCUGAAUUUCGCGGAGAAGGUCAGAGCGUGGCACCUGAGCUAUUCGGUUGAGAAGCUGCCUGAAGUGUCCGGUUUGGGGACCCCCGUGCCUGGUCCAGGUGGCGUAUCCCCCAGGCGGAAGGACUACGAUGCGAUCGCCGAUUCCUUGACCCGCAUCCUGCUCAAGCAGCAGAGUCUAGCUGACCCCAAGGCUGCCCCUUUUUAUGGGCCGAGCUCCAUGACCGAUCUUCACAGCUCCCAGAAGGAGCCUCCUCCGCGGGCAUUGCCCUUUACCCGCUCGCAGUCGGAAACCUCGGUGAGCGCCCUCAGCCGAGAGAUUUCGAGGACAGACGUAGGGAACGAAAACAGAGCUGACGACGCUCUUCGGCAAGCCGACGUCCACCCGGACGCUUCCACGGCCUGUCGGAUCCAACCAACCAUCCCGGUUGAGGAAGACACGCUUUGCCGUAGUUACAGAGCCGUUCCCGUCUUCGCUACGGUCUCCAACGACGAGGAAAGUGUUAGUACGGGGAGACCUUCGGAGACCUUCAUCGAGGUCAGGAGGAUGGCCGAGCUCCUACGAGGGGAAACCAGCUCAUGCGAUGGGAGAAAGGAGGACUUGCGGGAGGCCGAAGAGAAGGCGAGGGAACCGUCGGGCUGUGGGUUUCAGGCCGGUGAAAUGAGGAUGGAUUACUUGAGAGAUCUUUCCCCGGAUGAUUUAAACCAAGAGACCGAUUCCGGAACGGACAGCUGUACGGAUUUCAGGCUGUGUUCCAGAGUGUUGUCUGGGUCUCCUCCGGCUUUGAACAAGCUGCAGAGCAGCUUGGAAGACGAACUGCAAACUUCCCAUCACAGCGAGCUCAAUAUUGACGAGAGAAUACCGGUGUACCUCCACAACCUGGGCAUCGAUCAGUCGCCUUCUUCUAUUCUGACGCCGUUUUUGCCUCGGGGACCCAUUCGCGAGAUCGAAUUCUCUCCCACGGAGCUCCGGACGCUGAAAGCCUCAUCUGAUGUCUUCCGCCUGCACCUCUCGGAAGACUCGCAGUCGGUGAAAGACGCCACGCAGACAACCUUCAACUCUUCGCUGCUCAGUGGCUCCGCUCUGGCAGGUUCGGCCGUUGACUCUGACACGUGGCAGCCCGCCAAGCCUUCUCCACAACACACCAGAGAUCUCCUCCAGCCGAGCAGCUCUCCUUGGAAAGCUCAUGCUGUCGCGCCGCCUCUCAGCGUGUCCGUCCCUGAGUCCCCACCCGCUCCCGUUUCAACUGAAGGGACUCACGUCAUCCCAGGAUCUCCCUCCAACUCGGCCGGGCAAAGAGCCACAAGACGCGUGGCGUCGCCAGAGGACAAUUUAGGCCCGAACCAACUUGGCGCGAGUCGAGUAAAACCCGGUGCUUCGUCUCAGGACAACGAUGAGAAACCUGCAAGCGAAGAAAUCGCGCGAUCUUUCAGCUCAAUUCCUGGGGGAGGGAGAAAGGAUUCCUUCACAGGGUCAGACGCCCCAGAAGAGAGCCAGAAGCUCCCAGCCGAGGUAGACUCCAGACCGUCAAGCGGAAAAUUCAGAUAUCGUUUAUCCAGCUCUUCUUCUGGCUCGUUAAAACAGAUCGAUCGAGUCGAUUUAUACGGAGGUCCCGGAUCCAGCGAGAGAAGCAUGCUCGAGAUCCAAAGAGGUUGGUCAUGGGACGGGAGCAUGGCCAAGCAGGAGAUCACCGGUAGUUUAAACUGGGAAGAUCUGCAGCUGGUGGACGUAUUCAACAAGGAGCCAACGGUAUCUCAAGAGCUCAGGUCGGGAUCCCAGAAAGCCAACGAAGACCGUGGGAUGACAAAACCCAUCACGCGGUCAGAUCCCGAAGGUUGCACCAGGGCGUCUGUGAACCAGAGUCUUCCGCUUCCAACAGGAAGAUGUCCAGACAUCCAAGCAAGCCCUUCCCCAAACCUCCAAGAGAUCCAAUCUGUGUCCAAUAUGGACGACGUGGCUAAACUCUUGAGAGGUUUCCCGUGCGUCGAGGAAAGUCGUCCGAAAGAGAUUGGCGGCUCUCAGGAGAGCACCAACAGCAGCAGCGUGGACUCUCUGGGCAUCCGAAUGAAGAAACUUCUCCAGUACGGACGUCCUGCGAUCGACCGAGCGCCCUGGAUGGAGACGGCGGAGGAACGCGAUGGGUCAGCUCCGAAAGAGUCCUCCGUGUCAUCUGCUGGUUCAGCGUUCCUCAGAGGGGAAGGCGGGGCCCAAAGAAGCGAUACCGGCAGCAGUAUGGACUCGUUGAUGGUAAGGGUUAAAACCCUCCUGGAAGAGGAACAGCCUGUGUUGCAUGCAACCCAGAUACUCCGGAGCAUAGAGGAAGAAGAAGAAAAAGCCCGUGGUAAGGAGCUGCCAGGUUGUGUGGCUUAUUAA
Messenger RNA from Thamnophis sirtalis, 3783 nucleotides. NCBI's taxonomy places the organism in Eukaryota, Metazoa, Chordata, Lepidosauria, Squamata, Natricidae. The record is from RefSeq and is a predicted model, not a curated record.